AUGGGGAACCAGAAUUCGCGGUCGACGACGCCCACGUCGAACCCGCAAUCGCCCACCAACAAUGCCGCGGGCAACCACCACAACGUGACUGCAUCACAUGGCCAUGACCGACCGCAUAACCACCACCACCACCUCCCCCAUCUCCACCCCCCACACAGCCAGCACCACUCGGCCCGCCGCCGUGAAUCCAUCCAGGCACUGAGUGCAGCCAAAGCGCCUGCAGCUCCCAGCGUGAGCCUCGAGAACGCUGAGAGCCAUCCCACGUCGGCCCGCCCCAUCUCGCGUGGGAGGGCGCAAACGGCAGGGACUAGCACCAAAGCCGUCACCACCCAGCUGCGCGCUGCUCAGGACCUGUACAACACCACCCACAGCACCCGGACCGGAGACACCAUGGGGAACGAGCAGAGCAGCCAGAAGGGCGGCGCGCACAGCCACAAGGAUAAAGACAAGCACCAUGUCUCGCCCCGCGAUGCGAACACCACCCCGCCGUCACAGCCUGCCGCCGCUGCCAUUAUACCUGAUACCGCAGCUCAGCAACAACAAGCUGUCGAAGCUGAAGCUGAAGCUGCACCCGAAGUCUCCGCACGCCCACCCUCGCCUACCCUCCCCGUCGAUGUCCCAUCGUCUGCCUCGCAUCCAGACCCCCGCGCUUCGUCUCCCUCGAACCUCCCAUCACCAACCUCCGCCUCCAUGACCGCCGAUUACCUCAUUCCAGCCUCGGCCUCACAGUUCUCCCGCCCGCCGCGCCUGCCCCUGCCUAUCGAGGAGGAAGUGCACACGCCCGGCAGCCCCAUCAUAGCGCCGCAGGAGCUCAGUGGAUUCAACGGGGUUAGUGAAAUAUGGACACCUGUGCACGAGAGCGAUGCCGAUGGUAUGCUGCCGCGGCGCAGUUCCAUGGUGAGCAGUACGACGGCUGGGGAAGACGAGGAUGGGGAUUUGGGCGAAGAGUUUAAAGGCAGUGAGGGGAGACCUACGGUUCCUACGUUGAUUGAGUGGGAAGGUCCUGGGGAGCGCGUAUAUGUUACGGGAACUUUUGCGGGCUGGAAUCGCAAGUACAAGUUGCAUCGCAACGGACCCAGCAAGAAGAAAGAUGCCCUCUCCGCCUACGUAUCCGUCACUCCAGGAACUCACCACCUUACCUUCCUCGUCGACAACGACAUGCGAACAUCCGACAAACUUCCCACCGCCGUAGACUACACCAACAUCCUCGUAAACUACAUCGAAGUCCCCUACCCAGAACUCACACCCCUCCCAGCCAGCCCGCCAGCCGCCACCGCAGCGACAAACGACCCUCUAGAUGACUCCAUAACACCCGUCCAAGAACGCGAAGCCCCUGUUGGCAUGUACCCGCCCCAAGUCCUACCACCAACCCCACCCCUCAACGCAACCGCCGGCCCCACAACCGCAAACCCCAUCCCAACCGUCACCGCACCCCCUAUCGAACCCGCCAAACCGCCCGUUCCCGAGCCAACCAAGAAAUACCACCAAAACAUACCCCGCUACCUCCUCGACCUCGACGCUCCCGAAGAAUCCUCCCGUUUUGCCCGUGCAAAUGCCAUGACGAAUAACUUGCCUACGCCACCUACGCUUCCUGGGUUUUUGGGCAAGAGUAUUCUGAAUGGGACGACGCCGAUGAAGGAUGAUAGUAGUUCGGUAUCCGGACACCUCUACUUUGUCAAGAUCAUGAACGCAUAUGCCUAUCGAGCACUCGAGGGCCCGGAAUACAUCAGGCUCAUUGUGCUGCACCCAGCCUUGUCCAAGACCACACCCCUACGGAUAGACUUUGUUUCAUCAAAACUUGAAGAUGUCGAAGGAGAUUACGACGCUGUUUCGUACACGUGGGGAGAACCAGUUUUGACGUUUCCCUUAUAUGUUGGCGAGGACGGCAUGCAGGUCUACGUUACGGAGAAUCUCGAUCGGGCACUUCGAUACCUACGCUACGAAACUCGCGAACGACUGCUUUGGGCUGAUGCUGCGUGCAUCAAUCAGAAAGAUAAUGAAGAAAAAGCGAUCCAAAUCCCUCUGAUGGUCCAGAUAUUCCGGGGUGCACGAAGUGUCAUGGCUUGGCUCGAUCCGGGCGGAGACACCGCAAUCGAGCAAAAAGGCAUGCGAACAGUAGAACGUCUAUCUCGAGCGCCCCAGAAUGGAGAUGAAUUGUUACAGGAAAAUCUCCACAGCGUACAACGUUUCUUGAAACUUCCCUGGUUUAACAGACUGUGGAUAGUGCAAGAAGUUGUCUUCAGUCUAGAGGUUCGCUUGAUAUGCGGCGAAACGGAUCUUCCCUUCUCCCGGUUCAUUGCUGGGCUUUGUCAAGUGAAGCCCCAGCUCGAGGCUUCUUGUAACAACCCUGAAGACCUAGUAAGAAUAAGAGGCAUUAGCGAAAUUGAAAAACUUUGGAGCCACUAUUCGCGCUUCCAGACUCUACUCGAAUACGACGAUGAGAUCACAAGAGCCGAUGAAGUCACCGAGAUCACCGACGUUGUGGCCUUGGUAGAGAAGUUCGCACUGUAUGGGUGUACAGAUCCACGAGAUCGUAUAUUCGCUUUGUUUAGCAUGGCGACCAAUGUCCGACCAGCAAGAUGCAAUCUCCAAGAAGAUCACGACUCCCAACAAGGCGAUUCCCCCCGCACAAACGACGACCCACAAACAGAGCAUGCUGAGCAUGGGCAGAGCGAUAAAAUUUACAUGAAUAUUGACUAUGCGCUUAGUGUGGAUGAAACUUACGAGGCUUUCGCGCUUGCUCGAUUAAAUGCAGACAAAGAGGGGGCGCAGCUGAUUUGGGAGGCCGUGUUUUCCCGUCAAUACUCACCUCGACCGAUCACUUGGCCGUCGUGGGUACCGGAUUGGCGGAUUCCACCUCGACAAACAAUGCCAGUUUCCUAUCAGAGGCUCUUGGGAAAUGGUGAUCAUGGGGUAGAUCUCAAGGCUCGCCGACUUGCAACAGGUGUUAUUCGGAUGAACAUCCCCAUUGGAAAGCACUACCCUGACGAAACAGAUCAACAGCUCUAUAAUGUCACAUGGAAGAUGUCGAGAAAGGCAGAGGAUGCCGCAACAUCAUUACAAUCACAUUUGUUGCAGCUGUACAGAAUGCUAUCCAACCCUGUCGUUGUGCAAAGAUCCGAUCAUCUUCCAGGAAUGCUAGCGCAUUCGUCUUCUAAGCUCAUCCCUAAGAUUUUCCCCGCUCUUCUCACCAAAAUCAUUCAUAAGCUUGUUGGCAAGGAGACUUUUUCCUGUGAAGAUUCGGACGAAGACGAUAUGUCUUCGCAACUUGGACGGCAUUUCGCUAGGAUGUCGAUGAUACCUGAAGCAGAUGGUGCGCACUGCGGUCCAAAGCCAUCUUCUUCCGAUGUUCAAGAUGUUUUCGACAAACUGGAUCAAAAUCUGGGGGACACCACAACCUUAUUUUGCUUUCAAGACCCAGGCACUGGUGUGCAUUCAUUCGGUUUGGGCGAUACGAAAAUCGAGCCUGGUGAUCGCAUCAUACUUCUGGGGGAUCUCUAUCGCUCGGCAAUAUAUGGGUCAUCCACGACGACACUUGUACUUCGACAAUGCAAUCCAGCUGAAUCCGCACAUGUUGGAAGUCCGGUCUAUCAGCUUGUCGGUCGAGGCUACAUAUAUGAUCCGACUUCUGUGUUGCUAAGAGCCGAGUUCAAGAAAUACUUCCAUUCCACUGAAGGUGAGAAGAUAAAUCCUCUUGGGUUUAAAAAGCGUUGGCGCAAAUUCUCAUCUUUCAACAAGACAUUCCAAAAGUCUGACUACGUGUUGAAUAUGGCUUGA
Alternaria burnsii is the source of this 3777-nucleotide messenger RNA. RefSeq lists its product as uncharacterized. The coding region runs from base 1 to 3777 and encodes 1258 amino acids. Gene Ontology annotation, molecular function: protein binding. NCBI's taxonomy places the organism in Eukaryota, Fungi, Ascomycota, Dothideomycetes, Pleosporales, Pleosporaceae. The transcript is spliced from 5 exons. The record is from RefSeq and is a predicted model, not a curated record.